AUGGCUAAAGUAGUAAUAUUCGACAUUGGAGGCGUUUUAGCGAGUGAUGGAUACAAUGAAGUUAUUUACAGACUCUUCGGGAAUGACAUCAUUCCUGCUGAUAAAUAUUCAAAAAUUAUGAAAUCCGGAAAUGACGCUUGGAAAAUAUAUAAAUAUGGGGCAAUCAACGAGCAGCAAUUUUGGCAAUCUGUCAUUGAUCCAAACUUUUCCAUCAUCAUGGAAUACUUGGAUUGUCUACAUGGAUUUCCAAAAGAAAAUUUACACGAUGAAGCAAUUGUAAAAUCAAAUCUGAUGAAAUAUCUAUCAAAAUACUUGCGAGACCACUUAACUCUCUUCAGAAAUACACUUGAUUUAAUUGAAUCAAUUUUUGAAGACAUCUCGAAAUAUCCAACCUUGGAAGCGAUAGGUAUUUUGUCUAAUCAUUCCAAGGAAUGGUCUCACUUCAUUUAUCAUGAUUUGGAAGGAGGAGAACUCGCCAAGUUAUUCGAAAAGAAUUUAGUGAAAAAAGGUACACAUUGUGAAGACUUGAUUGUUUGGUCUUGUGAUGUCAACCAUGCAAAACCAGAAAAGGAAAUUUAUGAAAUCCUGCUCGAACGAAUCCGAAAGCAUGUAAACAGCGACAUUCAUCCAUCGCAAGUUUGCUUCAUUGAUGACAAGGACAGAAAUAUUGAGGCCGCUCAACAACUUGGAAUUACCACAAUUCAUUUCGAUGCUUCACUUCCUGAACAAUUCGAUUUUGCUAUUUUCAAGAAAAAACUUGAAGACUUUCUUCGCCAAUAA
Messenger RNA from Naegleria fowleri, 780 nucleotides. RefSeq lists its product as uncharacterized. Bases 1 to 780 code for a protein of 259 amino acids. The record is from RefSeq and is a predicted model, not a curated record. The transcript has a single exon. Lineage: Eukaryota; Heterolobosea; Eutetramitea; Acrasida; Naegleriidae.